GAUUGUACAUGUGUUCAAUACAAAUUAUGUUUUAUGCAGUCUACGUACAGUAGAUCGCUGGAUUGCUAUUUGAGGAACCAUAUUGCGAAUACAAAAGUUACAAGAGGAAAGUAAACAAAUCGUUCUGAUUAUAGGCCACCACUGACUGGAUCUUAUGAUAGAGGCAGAAUAAUUAUCUAGAUCUACUACUCGGUCUGUCUCACUCUUUAGUUCGAGUCUUUCGUCGGAGAUUGAUUGAGAAAGAGAGAGAGAGAGAGAGAGCAGAGUCAGAGACGGAGUCAACAGAGCAGAGUGAGCAGAACACACACUGAAGACUAGAGAGAGGAAGGGGCAUCACCAUGCCUAAGAAGGGUAAGAAAGGAGGAAAGAGGGGUGGAGAUGAUGAUGACGACAUGCCUAAGACAAGUACUGCUCCCAGCGUCGAGGAUGGUGACAGUGCUGCCAAAAGCAAAAAAGACAAGAAAAAGGAGAAGAAAAAUCAGAAGAAAGGCAGACAAGAUGAUUCUGAUGAUGACAUUCCAGACCCUAUAGCCGCGGCAAUGAAAGAAGAGGAAGAGGAAACAAACAGAUCUACUUCAGCCAAAGCAUCUAAGAAGAAAGGAAAGGGGAAGAAGAAAAGAGGAAAGAUGGACGAUUCUGAUGAUGAUGAA
Molecule: messenger RNA, 650 nt
Organism: Strongylocentrotus purpuratus (purple sea urchin)
Lineage: Eukaryota; Metazoa; Echinodermata; Echinoidea; Camarodonta; Strongylocentrotidae
Product: cylicin-2-like
Exons: 4
Source: RefSeq, a predicted model, not a curated record